Musca vetustissima is the source of this 366-nucleotide messenger RNA. RefSeq lists its product as uncharacterized. The transcript has a single exon. The record is from RefSeq and is a predicted model, not a curated record. NCBI's taxonomy places the organism in Eukaryota, Metazoa, Arthropoda, Insecta, Diptera, Muscidae. Bases 1 to 246 code for a protein of 81 amino acids.
AUGCAAACGCCGCCAUACAAACCGCCCAAAGAAUUGCAAGACAUUCUAAAUCAACAAGCUUCGCAAAGGAAACGUACAGCUCAGUUGCCAAAACGAAAUUGGAUUCAACGGAAUCCUCGUGCCUUUCAGUUAACUUUCAUUGCUGGAUCAUUGCUCGUGCUGUUCUCUCGGCCACUGUACGAUAUCUUUUUUGAGACAUCAUUUCCGGCCCCCGAUUCAAUUGUAUUUGAAAAACGUCAAAAGUAAUGGAAUCGGUGCGUAAGGCGAAACAACGUUUACGCAACUAUCCAAUAUUAUUAGGAAAAUGUGCCGAAUCGGCAACAGUUUAUGCAGCUUGUGUGACCAGGGAUUUGAAUGUUCAACACA